GAAGAAGGCCCUGGCUGACCUUUUUCCGUGCCGUUUUCUCCUUCUUCCUGGCAUUUGUGUUUCCGUGUUCUCAGGGCUGGUAGGUUUUUGCUCCGCCCUAACACUUCGCGCCCAGCGCUCCAGUGACGUCAUGUUCCUGCGCUGCGUGGACGCCCGCCGGUGGAAGGAGGAAUAGCUAGCUCAGCGGCCCUUUGCCUCUUUUGUUGGGCUGUCGCUCCUUCCUAAUCAUGGCGCCAUCUCUGUGGAAGGGGCUAGUAGGCGUUGGCCUCUUCGCCCUAGCCCAUGCUGCCUUUUCUGCUGCUCAGCAUCGUUCCUAUAUGCGACUAACAGAAAAGGAAGAUGAAUCACUGCCAAUAGAUAUAGUUCUUCAGACACUUCUGGCCUUUGCAGUGACCUGUUAUGGCAUAGUUCAUAUUGCAGGGGAGUUUAAAGACAUGGACGCCACUUCAGAACUAAAGAAUAAGACAUUUGAUACCUUAAGGAAUCACCCAUCUUUUUAUGUAUUUAACCAUCGUGGUCGAGUACUGUUCCGGCCUUCGGAUGCGGCCAGUUCUUCAAACCUCGAUGCAUUGUCCUCUAACACAUCCUUGAAAUUACGAAAGCUCGAAUCACUGCGCCGUUAAGCUUUCUACAAAUUAAAUAACAGGACAGACACAGAAUUUAGUAUUGGAGUUUGGGGUGCAAAACACUCCCCCCAACAUCAGUAUUUAUAUUUCAGACCGAGUUAAAAAGAAAUCUAUAGCCCUUAUUUGUACAUUGUUAAUCAAAUCAUAAAUAGUGUAUUAAGUUAUCUGUGAAAUAAGUGUUUGGUCUUUCAUAUAGAGUUUUUUUUUUUCAUUUGAAAUAAUUCCCAUCUUUUGUAAGUCACUGUUUUGAACACACUUCUUUGAAAAAUGUUGGAGUUUUGUGAUUAUUUAUUUUCUUAGCUUUCUUUUCAUUUGCACUGCAGGUUAUAGGAAUCCUUUUUGAAGAACCAUGUGACUCCUGCAUUUUGCAGCAGUUAGUAAAAUUGCUUCUCCACGAGACCAAAAUGGUGGCCUCUCAGUUUUGACGUAUCCUUAAAAAGUGGCUCUGCCUUCGCAGGUACUUGCCAAUUUUCAGUUUAUCCAUGAUUUCUUACUGGACUCCGCUCCCAGAGACCUUCUAACAUCAGCUGUCUUGUUUAUCAUUUCUGAGAUUCUGUGUGCAGUGAACAAGUUUUGUGUCAGAAAUUCUAGUGUAACAAAUAUAUUUAACAAGUUCAACUUGUGUAAAGCUACUUGUGUUGUUUUGUUGUAAAAUUUUCACUGAUUGUGUAAUGUUAGACUAGUUGAAGAUAGACCAAAAAGACAGAUAAUUAUGUCAUUACCUUGCCUGUAUAGAAUAGCAUUCACAGAGAAUAACUGAUUGUCAUUGGCCAGUCUCACUCACUCCAAGUCUGUUAGUUUAUUUCAUACUAAACUAGUGAAAUCAUGAAAAUAAAGGAUACAUCUCAUUUACUCUAAAGGUAAACACAAAGAAAUUGUGCCAAAUGUGUUCUCAAUAUUUGGAAUUAUGUUUAAAUUCUCAAUUAAGGCCAUCUAAGAAAUUGUUUUGUAGCUUCUGAUCUCCAAGGACUAAAGUGAUGAUAAUGAAGUCAAAAUAGCAUGCAGGAAACACGUUCUUAUCAGAGUUAUCUGCCAUUGUCUUCGAAUGUUCCUUCACUGAAGAGACACUUGGUUUCUUCUCUUUGAGGCCUGUCUUCUUAGUGUUUCCGUACCAAUGUUGUUGAGAAACAAUUUACCUACCUUAUAAUUCACCCUUUCAAAGGGGAUAGUUGCCAGAUGUGACUCAUGUCUGUAAUCCUGAAACUCAGGAGACUGAGGCAAGAAGAUCACCACAAGUUCAGGGCCAGCCUGGGCUACUUACUGAGUUCCAAGCCAGUCUGAAAUAGAGUAAGACCUUUUAAAACUCUGUAAAAAUUAAAAAGGGUACAAGUAAGUGACUUUAAUAUAUUCACAAAAAUUGUGAAACCACUUUAUAAAUUUUGGACAUUUUGUUACCCCCAGAGGAACCUUGCAUUCUGUAGCAGUCACCUCUUAUUUCUUCCCAAAGUGUCCCCCCUGGACCCUCGGUAACUGCUAAUCUACCUUAUGUGAUCAUUUAAUAUAAAUGGGCUCAUAAGCUAUCUAGUCUUUUGUGUCUAGCUUCCUAAAUAUGGUUUCUUGUAUGGAAUGAGAAGUUCUCAUCUUGAGAACUUAGUGCAAUGAAAGGAAGUGGUUGAGGGGCUGCAGAUGUAACUCCAGUAGAGUGCUUGCAUAGCAUAUUCAUCUGAAGUACCACAGAAAAAAAGAAAGGAAGUGGUUGGAAAAUCCAUAGAUUUUAGGAGGGAAGACCAGAUACCUGAUAGGUGUCUCAGUUGAUCUUGAAUAGUUUUUCCUCAUAGUUAAACAUCCUACUGCUUAGAACAUUCUGUCUAGUCUCUCCAAUGGAUAUUAAAAAUCUACUCCUGCCUACCCAGGAAAGAUAAUCAAGCUAAAAACUGUGGCAAAUUGAGAUGGUAAGUUUCAGGUGUGACCCACUUUUGCCAGUGACUUUUGUACCUCAAACUGAGUAACAUCCCAAAUUUUUGAAAUUUACUCCAGUGAAUUUCUGCUGUCUUCUUGAAGUAUGGUACUAUAGGACUAAAUAAGAUUUGGGUGCAUUAUAACAGUGCUAAAUGUAUUAAGUACAGAAUUGUAUUUACUGUGCGAUAGUCCAUUACUGCCUAGGGUAGUUCAAAAACAUAGUGAUGAGAGCAAGUUAAGCCUGCAUUGGACAUGAUUUGUGUGACAUUGAAAAGUAGGAGGUGUGUACUGUGAAAAUUCUUCAGAAUGCAGGGACACAUUCACUUCUUAAUAACCAGGGAACUAGCCAAAUACUGUGGACUAAUGGCUCAGCUGCAGAAAAUGCAAAUUGUGAAUCAUUUCUAAUAAUUAUUUCCUAAGCACUUGCUGCUUACUUUUGAGUGACAUGAUAGCACCUUCCAGGUUGUAUGUGGCCUGUUUCCACAAUGUAUUGAGUACUGUUGUUUGUUUUAAGCAUUGAUGCUUGUAACACCAGGUUAAACACAUUUUUGGAUAUGUUUCCUCUCAUUAAAUGACCGUGCCCCGUCCAAUAAAGAAAUGAUUGUCUCACCCUGGUUUUGGUAGUGGAUUCUUGUUUGUUCAUUUUUGAGUUUUAAUCUCAUUUCUUCAGUGUUUCUG
This is a messenger RNA of Nannospalax galili (Upper Galilee mountains blind mole rat), 3203 nucleotides long. RefSeq names its product membrane magnesium transporter 1 (gene Mmgt1). Gene Ontology annotation, cellular component: plasma membrane; EMC complex; early endosome. The record is from RefSeq and is a predicted model, not a curated record. Lineage: Eukaryota; Metazoa; Chordata; Mammalia; Rodentia; Spalacidae.